UCCAAGAAAUGAACAAAAAUAUGCCUACAAAAAGUGUAACAUUCAACCAAACUUUUUUCUCAUUCAACAAUGGAGUUACAACAUUAUUCCCUUUCUCUCUUCACUUUUCUCACCAUGUUGCUUCUCAUUCUCACUGUGAAGUACUUAUCCAAGACAAUAGUAGUAUCAAAAAGAUCACCAACUCUAAACUUGCCUCCAGGUCCAUGGAAAUUGCCUAUCAUAGGAAGCAUUCACCAUUUAAUUGCAAGCCAAUUACCUCACCAAACUCUUAGAGACUUAGCCAAAAAGCAUGGUCCGUUAAUGCACUUGCAGCUUGGUGAGAUCUCUGCGAUUGUUAUUUCGAGUCCUCGGGUAGCCCAAGAGGUACUAAAAACUCAGGAUAUUGCCUUCACAAAUCGUCCUGAGCUUCUAAGUGCCAAGAUUUUGAGUUACAACUAUUCAGACAUCGCGUUUGCACCUUAUGGAAAUUACUGGAGACAAAUGCGUAAAUUGUGCACGUUGGAACUAUUAAGUGCAAAGAAUGUUCUAUCAUUUGCCUCUAUUAGGGAGGAGGAAGCAUUAAAUCUUGUUGAAUAUCUUGAAUCGAAAUCUGGAUCCAUUAUCAACCUUACAGAAAAGAUGUAUGCUCUCACAAAUGCUGUAAUUUGUAGAGCAGCAUUUGGGAAGAGGUGGAAAGAAGAAUCAGUAUAUUUCAUGUCUUUGAUAGAGGAAAUGUCUUCAAUGGUGACAGGUUUUGACAUAAGUGAGGUGUUUCCUUCACUCAAAUUUCUGCAAGCCAUUACUGGGACAAAAGCAAAAUUAGUGAAGCUUCACAAAGAGGUUGACGAGAUGCUUGACAAGAUAAUAGAAGAGCACAAUGAGAAGCUACAAAAUCAUCAAAAGAAUGAUGAUCAACAAGAGUCAUUAAGAAAAGAUGAUUUGGUGAAUCUCCUAUUAAGACUUCAAGAAAAUGGCAAUCUUGAAUUUCCCUUCACUGCAGACAAUAUAAAAGCAGUCAUAUUGGACAUGUUUUUAGCAGGAACUGAAACUUCAGCAACAGUUCUUGAUUGGGCAAUGGUUGAAUUGAUGAGAAACCCCAAAGUUAUGGAAAAGGCACAAACAGAAUUGAGAAGAAUCCUCAAGGGUAAAAACAAAGUAACUGAGAUUGAUUUGAAACAAGCUAGCUACCUUAAAUUAGUAAUCAAAGAAACUAUGAGGUUACAUCCACCACUUCCUUUGUUACUUCCACGUGAAAGCAGGGAACAAUGUGUAAUUAAUGGAUAUCACAUACCAAUAAAAACAAAAGUAAUAGUAAAUGCGUGGGCAAUAAAUAGAGAUGCUGAAUUUUGGGAGGAUGCUGAGAGCUUUUUACCAGAGAGAUUCAUUAAUUCUGAUAGUAAUACGAAUAUGGAAUUUAUAGGACAGAAUUUUGAGUAUUUACCAUUUGGUGGAGGAAGAAGAAUGUGCCCUGGAAUUUUAUUUGGGUUAGCAACUAUUGAGCUACCUUUAGCUCAACUUAUUUACUAUUUCAAUUGGAAGCUGCCUCAUGGGAUGAAGCCUGAGGAUGUUGAUGUUACUGAAACUUCAGGUACUAGCUGCAGGAGGAAAUAUAAUCUGUGUGUAAUUGCUUCCUCUAAUGAUAAUGGAAUUUGAUAGUUAAGAGUAUAGAGGAUGCAUGAAUAAGAAGAUGGAACAAAAGUAUUGUGUCUCAAGUAUGAUGAGUAAUAAUCCUUCCAUUCUAAAUGGAUUAAUGGUGAAAAAUACCGCUAAAUCAUAACCUUUUUUUUUUAGAGUUUCACACCUUAACUAUCAAUUAUUGUGCUGCCUAAAUAAACUGUCACCUCUACACGAAUUCCAAUGUUUCAUACCUCAAUUAUCAAUUCUUUUAUAUUGAAACACACCUCAAUGCUAAGUUAACCAUUCAAUUUAAUUAAGCCAUGCGUCAUCAAUCAAGAUGGGACUUGGAGAAAAUAAAGAGUGUAAAAAUGGAGAGGAGUCGGAUCCUGUUACCAAUAAUAAAAUGGUGUAAAUGGUCAUCUUCUUCAUGAUUUCAGUUCUUUUAAAUCUGCAGGUGCCCUUUCAUGGUUGUCAACAAAUUAUAAAACCAUUUAGAGCCAAUAAGAAUACUGGCUAAAUUACUUUAGCAAUUUUUGAAAUAUAGAAUAUAUCUUUCCUAAUAAAUUUAGCUACCUGACUUAGUACAGUAGUUUUCAUGCCAAUCUGAAUCUGGAAACAGUUUUUAGGACUCAUUUUCCCUUGUAUAUGAUUUUUCUUAUUAAAAAAGUCAAUCCCAAGUAUUAAGACAUACUAACAUUUUUUUUA
Molecule: messenger RNA, 2301 nt
Organism: Capsicum annuum
Lineage: Eukaryota; Viridiplantae; Streptophyta; Magnoliopsida; Solanales; Solanaceae
Product: premnaspirodiene oxygenase
Exons: 3
Coding region: 70-1632 (520 amino acids)
Molecular function (GO): oxidoreductase activity, acting on paired donors, with incorporation or reduction of molecular oxygen; iron ion binding; monooxygenase activity
Source: RefSeq, a predicted model, not a curated record